AUGCUACGAGGCUAUCCCCACAUUGGAAGGGACAACACUCGUCCCAGGUGUGAGGAAAGUGUCAGACCAGACGAUCCUACUUUUCAGUUGAUCAUCAAAAUUUGUGACCAAAUUCCAGAAACGCUGUUCUGUAUAGAAGUCUUAAAACAAAAUCUAUCUAGUCCAUCAACAGAUGCUCGAACUUUUGCUGAAAUAUCGAUCAAUCAAGUACUGACAAACGUUACCAAUACUUUAAGUGCCGUAAAAGAAGCAAAAUCUCAUGCAAGUAAGGAGGUUGCAGACCUUCUUACAAUUUGUGAAGAGGGUUAUACCGAAGCAUCUUCUUCGUACAAUGAUGCAUUGCGGGCACUUGCCAUCAAUGAUAGUUCUUCUGUGUUCUUGGAUAAAGAACAGUCUGAAAGGCCUAUAAAUGACUGCACAAAUAUCAUUAAUCCUGUGCUGCCUUAG
Messenger RNA from Coffea eugenioides, 447 nucleotides. RefSeq lists its product as uncharacterized. The transcript has 2 exons. The coding region runs from base 1 to 447 and encodes 148 amino acids. The record is from RefSeq and is a predicted model, not a curated record. Gene Ontology annotation, molecular function: enzyme inhibitor activity. NCBI's taxonomy places the organism in Eukaryota, Viridiplantae, Streptophyta, Magnoliopsida, Gentianales, Rubiaceae.